This is a messenger RNA of Eruca vesicaria subsp. sativa (arugula), 1227 nucleotides long. NCBI's taxonomy places the organism in Eukaryota, Viridiplantae, Streptophyta, Magnoliopsida, Brassicales, Brassicaceae. The record is from the annotation of a GenBank genome assembly.
AUGUCAGGAGUAACCCUUAUUCUUAUCAUCUUUCCUAAUGUAGCUAAAGUCAGCUCAGUUUCACCACAGCUGGUUAAUGGUCACAUAUACGAUCCGGUUAAAGAACUCGUAUCCAUUGUUGAUAAUAUAGAAAGUCUGUUCAAGAAUCUAAACCAAGAAGCUUUAAAUCUAAUGGAAGUCAACGACGGUGGCAGGAUGGAACGACUCAGCCCUAACUGGGCUGAGAUGACUAGGGAAUGUCUUCUCGACAUCUUCUCACGGCUUAGCCAGGAAGAAAGAUGGAUGGGACCGAUGCUUGUCUGCAAGACUUGGAUGAACACAUGCCAUGAACCGUCACUCAACACGAUCUUCGAUCUGGAAACUCGGUUUCAGUCAUUCCCUGAGUCAAUCAACUGGUGGACUCCCGAGUUUGAAGACAAGGUCGAUGCCUUCCUCAGAUCUGUCGUUGACUUGAGCGAAGGUGGCCUCACAGAGAUUCGUGUUAGGCACUGCACAGAUCGCUCGCUAUCUUACGCUGCUGAGAGAUGUCCUAAGUUAGAGGUGCUUUGGAUCAAGAGCUGCCCUAACGUCACUGAUGAAUCAAUGACAAAGAUAGCAACAAACUGUCCAAAUCUUAGAGAGCUUGAUGUAAGCUACUCUUAUUGUAUAUCUCACGAGUCUCUAUCCACGUUGGGGAGGCAUUGCCCGAACCUAGAGAUCUUGAAACGGAAUCUGUUUCCUCGGCAAGGUCCCAACGUGCAUACAAUUGUAGCACCGGUUGAUUAUAUACUAGCAUUUCCAAGAUACGGUAACGUAGAGGCUCAUAUAAUAGCGAGACACAUGCCUAGGCUGAAGCACUUGGAGCUUCAAAACUGUACAAUGGCUGUUAAAGGUCUAACCUCGAUUUGUAAAGGAUGUUCUGAUCUAGAGUACAUGGACUUAUCCGGGUGUCUGGCCUUGACAAACAGUGAUAUAACGAGAUUAACAUGGAGCUUGAAGAGUUUGAUGCAGAUCAAGAAGCCUGACUUCAACCGUCCUGUUGAUAUUUUGCGUCUUCCAAGGAAUGAUAAUUGAAGAAAGUUGACUUUACUUGUUUAUACUUCCUUUUAUGACAUUGAUGGAGUUCAAACAUUAAUACAUGGCAUAGAUGUUUGUGUUCUGUUUUAAUUAUUUCUGUUAUUUUGAUUAUGUUAUUUGCUUAUUGGUGUUGAUCUUGCUGUAAGAUUUGCUUCUUGUGUUUUUCUAUUU